Molecule: messenger RNA, 4085 nt
Organism: Nerophis ophidion (straightnose pipefish)
Lineage: Eukaryota; Metazoa; Chordata; Actinopteri; Syngnathiformes; Syngnathidae
Gene: nck2a
Product: NCK adaptor protein 2a
Exons: 5
Coding region: 279-1523 (414 amino acids)
Biological process (GO): positive regulation of translation in response to endoplasmic reticulum stress; positive regulation of endoplasmic reticulum stress-induced intrinsic apoptotic signaling pathway; negative regulation of PERK-mediated unfolded protein response
Molecular function (GO): protein binding
Source: RefSeq, a predicted model, not a curated record
UGUACUCAAGCCAACCAUUGCGAGCUUGUUCCUAAUAAACGCAGUGUGGAAGGGUGAAGGCACUGAAACCUGCGACAGAGAAACAAGUCAGCAUUGCUUGAAUACUUAGUCUACAAUUUAUUUUUAAAAAAAGGGUGAAAACAGUAAAAGUCCACUGUUUGGUUUAAAUUAAACGUCAAUUAUCCAAGUUUCAUACUUGUUGGCUAGGCGGCCGUCUCCUGGUUGCUGAGUGUCGCUGUUUCUCCCUGGAGCUAACACUAAGGGGGACUCCAUGAAAGAUGACAGAGGAGGUGAUUGUUGUAGCCAAGUGGGACUACACGGCCCAGCAGGACCAGGAACUUGACAUACGUAAAAACGAGCGUCUCUACCUGCUGGACGACUCUAAAACUUGGUGGCGUGUCCGCAACACGGCCAACCAAACGGGCUACGUGCCGUCCAACUACGUGGAGCGCAAGAACAGCCUGAAGAAAGGCUCGCUAGUGAAAAACAUCAAGGACACGCUAGCUGCCAUCGACUCCCCUGAGACACUGCGCGUCAACACACCAGUGGAGACACCCUUCCGACUAUCAGGUUUGGGCAAAACAAAGAGGAAGACCAGCGCCCGCGAUGCUUCCCCGACGCCGAGCUCGGACACGGAAUACCCCACCAACGGCAGCGGGGGCCCGGUAGGAGGGGCGGCGGAGAGAAUCUACGACCUCAACAUGCCCGCCGUGGUCAAGUUCGCAUACGCAGCGGAGCGGGACGACGAACUGACCCUGACGAAGGGCUCCAGGGUGGUGGUGAUGGAGAAGUGCAGCGACGGCUGGUGGCGAGGCAGCCAGGGGGGCCGCGUGGGGUGGUUCCCCUCCAACUACGUCCAGGAGGAGCUGAGCGAGAGUCCUGACCGAGUUGGCAAGGGUGAUUCCUACACUCAUGGGACCUCGAUGGCAAACGGGAGCGUCGGGGGCCACCACCGCCGCGCCGUCCUGGUUCAGACGCUUUACCCCUUUAGCUCCGUCACGGAGGAGGAGCUUAACUUUGAGAAGGGCGAGAUCAUGGAGUUGGUGGAGAAGCCAGAGAAUGACCCUGAGUGGUGGAGAUGUAAGAACUCGCGCGGCAUGGUGGGCCUGGUGCCUAAAAACUAUGUCACGGUUCUGGACGAGCGACCGGGCCACCCGUCACCUUCUAUGAAAGGGUCCCCGCGGAACCGCCACAUGGCGCCGGCGCGCUCAGGAAGGUUUGCCGGGAGGGACUGGUACUAUGGAAACAUCACCCGGCACCAGGCCGAAUGUAUACUCAACGAGAGAGCGGACGAGGGCGACUUCCUCGUACGGGACAGCGAGUCAUCGCCCAGCGACUUCUCCGUGUCUCUGAAGGCGGCGGGCAAGAACAAGCACUUUAAAGUGCAGCAGGCCGACGGCAUUUACUGCAUCGGCCAGCGCAGGUUCAACUCCAUGGACGAGCUGGUGGAGCACUACAAGAAAGCCCCCAUCUUCACCAGCGAGCGUGGGGAGAAGCUGUACCUGGUUAAAGCGCUGCUGUGACGCCCCUCAACACUGGAUCCCCCUCCCACACACACACACACACACACGCACGCACGCACAUGCACACACACACGCACACGCACACACGCAUCACCACUUGCAAGCUGUCUUAACCCAAGCCUUCUCUGGAGGCAUCCACGCACUGCAGCAAUAGCAUCUGUCGCCCCCCAGUGGCCGUCAGGUGCAGCUGUUUCUUAACCAGCAGGUGAGCAGUUCCACCCCGACAUUAAACACACCGGAGGCCUUUUUUCCCGCCCCGAGGUUCUCCAACGCUGUUGCUCUUAACUCAAAGAAAAAAGGAAAAACAGUAAAAAAAAAAAAAAAAAAAAAAUCUAAUUUCAAUCAUCAUCACUCUUCACCAAGUGACCAGAAUCGCUCUCUAGCCGUUUUCCCUCCAAAAUGUCAGAUUCACAUUUUUUUUUAUGUUCUGCCUCGUUUUGUUCCACGUGUCGCACCUGAGUGGCGAAACUAAGACUAAUGCAUUCUGAGUUUAAGUCCUUUUAGGUGAAAGUGACGUAAGAAAAGUGACAUUGUGCUGGUUUUAGGCCUUUUCCUGCUCAUUUUAGUCAUUCACAGGAAGUAAAUAUAUAUUCAUUUUGUCUUUGAACACCACAAAAACAAACUUUUCGUUAUGUUUUUCAAGCCACCACACCUCACAUCUGCUACAAAAAGUGCUAGAAGAUUCCAGGAUACUUUAGAACAGUGGUUAUCACCAAAACUAUUUAUGCCCUUGCAAGUACCGGUGAGUGUGUGGCACACUCACUAACUGUACUGACUGAUACCGCGUCGUUCUUUCACAACGGUCGUCCGCCAUCUAGUGGAUUAAAAAAGUCACUACAUUUGACCCGUGAUUCAAAUGAAUAGUAGAGGAACAUCACUUUGAGCUUGUUUAAAACCUGUAAAAUGAAAAUAAUUGGAGACGUUGGAUUUUUUUUCCUUCUUCCUCAUUCAAUUUAGAGCGACGUUAUGCUAAUUUUUUCCAGAACGAUUCCCAAUGAACGCAGUUUGUCGCUUCUCGGUCACGUUUUUUUUUUCUUAAAGUGAAACCCACCUCGAGCCUUUGAGGACCACGGUAUCACUUUUUGUGUUACCUCACGUCUCCAUGCUUGACCGUCACUAGUGAGUCGAAUCAGUGUUCCUGAUAUCAUUCCCAUCAAAGUUGUUCUUUAUUAUUCUCAAGCUGCUGCACCUGCUCUUACUGAGGCGAGAACAGGGGUGUCCAAAGUGAGACCCGACUGCUCCAGUUUUGUUGGCCCGCAAUAUAAUUUUCAAAGUAAAAAUCCAACCCAAAACUGUACAAAUCUAAGCAAAGAAGCUGAAAUGUUGAUACAAAUAUUAGUGCUAUUUUCUCAUCUGUAAUGAAAAUUUUGCUCGGUUUUUGGCAUUUUUCCGACAAAAUAUCAAGAUGGGCUCCAUGCUUGACUCGUCAGUACUUUGGUGGAAAAGGUUUGGACACCUGCGCGAGAGGUAUGUUUCCUAUUGACCACCUGAAACAUGUUGCGUUGUGAAAAGAACAUGCCAUCGCCAAUUAAAUUUUUCUUUCUUUUUCUCAAGCUGCUACACCUUCCCUUUUGAAAAUCUUCCUUCAGAUCGGCGCUUCUCAAACUUCUUACCCCGAGUAUUGCCACAAAAGGUUGUUUUUAAUUGGUCUUUUUUUGUGAUUCUGUAAAUACCACCGUUGUCCCUUGGAAAGUUUUUCUUGACUUUUCUUGACGUAUGCUCCCAUGUGAGCGGAGUAUAAUAAAACAAUUUGAACUGAAUGCAAAUUAAUUUGUAGUUGUACACAAGGGAUUCGUACGGCCCCCAAUCCCGGACGGAUCUCUCGUGAGAGGAAGAGAAGGGGUUAGUCUGCUGAAAAUGAUGGAAAUUGCCACCUCUGCAUAGUGACUGACAUUUUACACAUUUUACGAUAUUCAACACUUUACUGCUUUACGCCCGAAAUCUGUCACGUUUCAUGUGUCAGGUGAUAGCCAAUCGCAACUUCCUAAGAGCCUUUUGUCACUUUGUUGUGUCAUUUCCAGCUAAAAUACAACACUUGGAAAGAAUACACUGCAAAAAAAACAAGUAAUUUGAUGCACCAGUGGGGGGCAGAGAGCUGAUUUCUGGUGGCGUUUGAAUGUUAACGAGUGGAACCCAAAGGUGCCAUUUUCUUCCAGGUUCGUCACAAAGUGUGACGCGGUGCCAACACCUCAAACUUUGCUUCCCCAUUCGCCUCUGCAAACAGCCGCAGUGAAAAUCCACUUUCAUACAUGCUUCAAAAAAUAUCUUUCAACUGUGCCAAAUCGGUGGUCUCCACAGUGUUCCAGGUGCACCAUCUAAUCAGAUGUCCCACAACCGGUCGAGUCCUACCCAACACUUUCUCGUCCGUGCGCGUUCGUUUGCUGAGGGGCGAGCUUUUGUAGGAUUCUACCUGAAUGUUAUUUAAUUCCUGUCUCCACUGUAUGUAUAUAUUCCAAAAUAAGAUGAGGUAUGGUACUGUAUCACCCACAACGUGAUGACUAUUUACUUUUGUUCAAUAUAAAAGAUUCUUUUUUUUGGAAGAAUAUUAAAACCUUGAUUUGA